CUAGUAUUAAGCAACCCUUUGCUUGUAGGAACUUCGUGUGAGGGGAUUUAGCACCUAGAACGCCGAUUGGUUCAACAUCAGGAGCUGAAACCGACACUCGCUCAUAUAUCUAUACUGCAUAGGGGUUCUACUCUGCACACUCACUCUACUACAAGUAAAAAGGCCUCCUGUCAAUUAAACCCGCUCAUAGUCAAAGGAUGAAUCUCAUUAGGGGCUGAUUUCAUUCAUCUAAGUUGCACGAAGAGCAUAAAAUCUGAUCAAAAAUAUUCUUCAUACGCUCAACGUUUUCAUUGCUCCUCUCAUAAUUUUAGUCAAAAUGCCUAGCAAUACAGCCCUAGGCAGACUGCAGGCCAGCUUAGCGCAGGUUACUCAAGAAUUUACCGUUGCAGCCGCCAACAUCAAUUUCGAUUUUACGCUAGUUAAAGUCGAGGCUCCUCCAGAAUAUCGUGACAUAGCGACAGUACUCUCGCCGGCACGAGUACACGAAGCUGAGACGGGCUCUUUGCAUUGGACUGCAAGGAGAUUGGGUGCUUUAUUUGAAGGAUUCUGUCCCAAAACACCAAAUCUCAUCAAGGCUUAUGGACUGCGCGCGUCCGAGAUAUCCCGAGAAGUUGCCGAGGCGGAAAAAGAAAAACGAGCGGCAGAUGACAACUGGUUACGCAUGGAAUAUGGCGGCAUUGAUGCAAGGUCGAUAUGGGCUGCUGCAACCUCUAGUAAGGAAGCAUUGCCCGUACACCUUCUUGCAUGCAUAAUUGCGCGGAUGUUUUCACCUGCCGAGGCCACCUCCAUCUGGGUCGAACUCAUAGAAAACAGGAAGCGCGAGCUUCUCACCGACAUAGAACAAGGUGACUUAUUUCACCCGGGAGUCUUAUCGGCCGUGCAACAGGAGAUUACUCGGGAACAACUAGCCAAAUGGGAUUCCAGCACCAGAGCCUGGCUACAGUCUGCCGAUAGCGCACGCCAAAAACAGUAUAAGCAAUUCCUCCUCAUCGCUCAAAAUAUCAAUAUUGCUAUCCACAACGAGGGUCAAAAUCUAUACUCGAAUGCCAUUCAUGUUUGGAAGACGGCAUUGUCAGCAAUGGAGGGCCUUAUCUUGGGCCGUCCACAUGCUUCCCGGGACGCUCCAGUUCUGCUUGGUCUAUCGGCCUGGCACAUAUUCCCUGAUAUGAUCGUAUUUAAUGGCCAAUCAGGAGGCACGAGAAUCCAGAUGAAGGACUCCCUCGUUAAAGAGGGUGGAAUUUUAUCUUUGGGAUUCUCUGACACGGGGCCGCACGAGCCCUUGGGCGUCUAUUGGUCACUAUCACUCGCACACCAUACUUUCUAUGGUAACCCAACUUUGCGGACACGGCGACUGGACUCAGACGGUUCACGAUUGACUCUGAAUGAGUUCAUACUUGUGUGUAUGGGGAGUCUUCUAAGCACUUGGAGAACUCCCAUUCAGGCCACUAGUAUUGUCUUCAAAAUUAUUAAGGCCAUAACAGACCUGACGUCAGCUCCUAUUAUAGAAGCCAUUGAUAAUCUAAGAGACAGCCCAGGAAUAUCGACGCGCAGUCUGAGUCGCCUUUUCAAAGCCUACCAAGACCGAGAUCCCCAAGCUGUCCUCGCGACACACCUUGGUCGCCGGCGCCCAAACUUCGUUCCGGUUGAAAUAAUGCGAGCACGACGUCCCUUCUUCAAACUCACUCAUUUACCUAGCUUACUAUAUCUCCUUCGCAGCUCAGAACACAAAAUCAGCCUAUUACGACGCCUAGCAUCUAGAGUAACCGGGCUAAAUGCUGAGAAUAGUAUUAUUCUAUGUUUCAGCUUAGAACGUGAGAAGGAAGACAUUGUGUAUGCUAGCGCUUGCGCCCAACCACCAGAAGACCGAUAUGGUGCAGCUGCCAAAAACCGUGGCCCGCGACAUCAUCGGUGGAUUGAACGCCCCCGAAGGUAUGCCCAGGACAGAGAUAUAAAUAAAGAAAACAUCGCUGGUAAUAUUCACGCAUCUGAAGAGGUUCCAUCGUUUGACGAGUUUUGUAGCUCGAAUCUUGACCGCCUCCAGCGUGAACAUCCUCACGAGAAAAUAGAAUAUCUCGGCGGUGGUAACUUCAAGGGUGACACGAGACCUUGGUUCCAUGAUACUCUAACCGGAACUGUUACUCUUAAUUAUACCCAGGGAUCAUACGGAUAUUUGAUCGGCCAGAGGGAUGACUGCGAAUUGUCAGACCAUCAUCCUAGAUGUGAGCAUGCAUCACUAUAUUGCCGAGGCUACGGCAUAUCGGAAGAUUCUCCUCGAGAUUACUCUAUUCCGGAACUGACUUUUGAGGACGUCCUAUGGUGUUUUGAAUCCGGGCUAAUUUCCUCUAGACGUCUAAUAAGUUCUCUUAAGCUAGAACCAGCCUUUGGGUUCUUAAAGUGUUUAUCAGUUAUAUACGAGACAUAUGAAAAUCUAGCUUCGUGCGGUGCAACAAUCAGCUCAGCAAUAGUCGACCAUCCGUUCCAGCCACAGAUUCUAGAUAUCUCAGGUACCGAUCCUUGGCUAGACGUGGAUAAUCGCUUGAGAAUCAAUCGCCACUCAGUGUUAUGUCUCAUUGGGUACUUUGAAACUGCUAGCAAUAUCGCCGAUGGCUUAAAAGACGACUCCAGGAUAUUGGGUCUCAGCGGAGGCGAUUCAAUUUUCAUUCUAAGCAAGCUGGUCAAUGACCCCGUAACAAAUUGCUCCGACCACAGCUUUACAAGGAUACUGGGAAACACUGGACACCCUGGCUUCUCGAUCUUUACCAUCCCAGCAAACUUGAGAGCACGCGAGGUGGACCCUGCCGCAUGGCGGAUUGAGCCCACGGCAUUCGACAAUACCUAUGUGGAUUGCUUCAAAAGUACCUCGCUCCACUUGAGUUUUACCGAAUGGCACGCACCUGUCGUCCAAGUCCAAGGCAUCGGACAAAGGGAAUCUAAUGUGAACUUGAUCGAGGCCGUACUAUCCGUUCGAUACUCUGGGAAGUGGGUUGCGGACGUAGACAUAUCCGCAGCGUUGAAAACAGCCUCCCUCAAGCUCGUUCUGAAGAGCUCCUGCGUGCAUGGCAACCGCGCUCAAGAAAUAAGCAGUGAAAUGCUAGCGAUUGAGACCUGGGACCAAGUGCUCGACGUACCAGACGGCUCUGUUGUCGUCAAGGCCACGGAUAAUUGGCUUGCGAGACUGGCGUUGGUAUCGGUUCUAUGCCAACAUAGUAAGAAGCUGCAGGGACAGAUCUUCGUGUGGCCGAGUCGCUUAUGUCAAGACUGCGUUAAUGCCUCUGGUGAUGCCAUCCAUAUCUGCUAAACUGUACUUGAAGCAUAACGAAUCUUUUCGCAAAAGGAGUUAAAAUGUCGGGUUAGCGUUUGCUUAGGAGUCACUACACCAUUUGUUUCCUCUUUAGAUCAAUCUGUCGAUUACGUUGAGAUAUAUGGCAACAAAUUCAUCAUGCAUGCUCAGAACCCAAGAUGACGUCAGACCGCGGAGUUAACUGAAUGGGUUCUACUGUCUACCCGAACUUGAAUAGUUAUAACUAUGAGCUCACAGCAGGAUUAGUUUCAAAGAAUCCCCAGACCUAACAUUUUGUGAGCUGAGGAAAAAGAUACCCGUUCUACUUAACUCGUCUUCUCAAUGUCGGUAUCACCUCAUCCGCUAUUAGUAGCUGUCAUGUUUUCUUUUUUUCAGGGUACCAUUUAAUUCAGAAGACCAUUUCAGCUCAAGCAAUCCAUGGAUCACUUAAAUCUGGACAUU
Messenger RNA from Xylaria bambusicola, 3742 nucleotides. RefSeq lists its product as uncharacterized. The transcript has 2 exons. The record is from RefSeq and is a predicted model, not a curated record. NCBI's taxonomy places the organism in Eukaryota, Fungi, Ascomycota, Sordariomycetes, Xylariales, Xylariaceae. The coding region runs from base 317 to 3298 and encodes 993 amino acids.